GCUAUUUAUUUCGCAAAUAUAAAAUAUUUUUUGACUUAAAUAAAAAAAAAACGUGCUAAAGUGUUCAAGUAAUUGGCUUUUAGCCCCAAACAGCCUAAAAUAUGUCUGCGUGCAUCGAAAUACCGCUGCAGGACACAGAUGAGGUCAUUGAGGUGGAUCCGGAUCAAUUGCCGGAAUGCUCCGAGGUGUUCAGCAUACUAUUGCAGGAGCGCGCUCCGCUCCGCGUCUGGGUGGAGGUGGCGUUGGCUUACUACAAGCAAAAGAAAACGGAUGACUUCAUAACGCUGCUUGACACGGCACGCGAGAAGGGCACCACAGAUUAUCGUGAUUAUAAGACGGACCAAAUGAAAGCAUAUGACAUGCUUGCCGCGCACUAUGUGCAGGAAGCGUACCGUGAAAAGUCAAAGGACAAGAAGCGUGAGCUGUUUAUGAAGGCAACGAAUUUGUACACCAGCGCCGAUAAGAUCAUUAUGUACGAUCAGAGCCAUUUGCUGGGUCGCGCUUAUUUCUGUUUACUGGAAGGUGACAAGAUGGACCAGGCUGACGCACAGUUCAAUUUCGUGCUUAAUCAGUCGCCCUCAAACAUACCUUCUCUGCUGGGUAAAGCAUGUAUUGCGUUCAAUCGCAAGGACUAUCGUGGAGCCAUGGUAUUUUACAAGAAGGCACUUCGAACGAAUCCCAACUGCCCGGCCAAUGUGCGAAUUGGCAUGGCCCACUGCUUUCUGAAAAUGGGCAAUGCUGAGAAGGCGAAGCUGGCCUUUGAGCGCGCUCUACAGCUAGAUCAGCAAUGUGUGGGCGCUUUAAUUGGCCUAGCGGUGCUUAAGCUCAAUCAGUUGGAGCCAGAGUCUAAUAAACUGGGCGUUCAAAUGCUCUCCAAGGCAUAUACUAUUGACAAUGCCAACCCCAUGGUACUUAAUCAUUUGGCCAAUCAUUUUUUCUUCAAGAAAGACUACCAAAAGGUACACCAUCUAGCACUGCAUGCUUUCCAUAACACCGAGAAUGAAGCCAUGCGCGCUGAGAGCUGUUACCAGCUGGCGCGCAGCUUCCAUGCUCAAAACGACUACGAUCAGGCCUUCCAGUACUACUAUCAGUCCACGCAAAUAGCGCCAGCCCACUUUGUGCUGCCCCACUAUGGUCUAGGUCAAAUGUAUAUUUAUCGAGGUGAUACAGAGAAUGCGGCGCAGUGCUUUGAGAAAGUCUUAAAGAUCCAACCGGGCAACUAUGAGACAAUGAAGAUUUUGGGUUCGCUAUAUGCGCAUUCCAAUUCGCAGACCAAACGCGACAUGGCCAAGACGCAUCUCAAGAAGGUCACAGAGCAGUUUCCGGACGACAUUGAGGCCUGGAUCGAGCUAGCGCAGAUCCUGGAGCAAAAUGAUCUUCAAGCAUCCUUGAAUGCCUACGGCACCGCAUCAAGCAUAUUGCGCGAGAAAGCAAAGUACGAGAUUCCUGCGGAGAUACAGAACAACGUGGCCGCAUUGCACUAUCGCCUAGGCAACCUGAAAGCGGCACGUGACGCACUGGAAUCAGCAUUGAAGCACUCCAGCUGCGAGAUGGACAAGGAUGUAAAGUACUAUGAGUCUAUACAGGUGACCAUGAAGUACAAUUUAGCGCGCUUGAACGAGGCGAUGAGCAGUUUUGAUGUUGCCGACAAGCUCUACAAGGAAAUUCUCAAGGAGCAUCCCAACUAUAUAGAUUGUUAUUUACGCCUGGGAUGCAUGGCGCGUGACAAGGGUCUAAUCUUUGUAGCAUCCGAUUUUUUCAAGGACGCAUUAAAUAUAAACAAUGACAAUCCUGAUGCCCGUUCGCUACUGGGUAAUCUGCAUUUGGCGAAAAUGCAAUUUGCCUUGGGACAAAAAAAUUUUGAAACGAUACUUAAGAACCAGGCUACAUCUACGGAUCAGUAUUCGUUAAUAGCGUUGGGCAACUUCUCGCUGCAGACUUUGCAUCAGCCGAGUCGGGAUAAGGAAAAGGAGCGCAAGCAUCAGGAGAAGGCUUUGGCCAUUUAUAAGCAAGUGCUACGCACAGAUCCCCGCAAUAUUUGGGCAACCAAUGGCAUUGGCGCGGUGCUGGCCCACAAGGGCUGCAUCAUAGAAGCGCGCGAUAUCUUCGCGCAGGUGCGUGAAGCCACCGCAGACUUUUGCGAUGUGUGGCUAAACAUUGCCCAUGUCUAUGUCGAGCAAAAGCAAUAUAUAAGUGCUAUACAGAUGUACGAGAAUUGCAUGAAAAAGUUCUUUAAGCACAACAAUGUGGAGGUGAUGCAGUAUCUAGCACGCGCCUAUCUACGAGCCAAUAAGCUGGUAGAGGCAAAGGCGGUGUUGUUGAGAGCCAGACGAGUUGCUCCACAGGAUACAGUGUUGCUGUUUAACAUAGCUGUGGUACUAUCACGUCUGGCUAUGGCCAUACUCAAGGAUGAAAAGUCAACUCUGGAGGUGGUGCUGCAGGCGGUGCAUGAGCUUGAGCUAGCUCACAAAUACUUCCAAUAUUUGUCACAGCAUGGUGAUAAGACGCGCUUCAAUAUUGAGGUCGCCGGUGUGGAGGCCAGCACCUGUCAGGAUCUGCUAUCACAGGCACAGUACCAUGUGGGACGCGCUCGUCGCAUUGACGAGGAGGAACGUUCGCUCCGACGUCGCCAGGAGGAGGAACGCGAGGCCUUUAAACUCAAAGUCGCUGAGCAACGCAAGCGACGUGAGGAAGAGGCCAAAACAUCGCGUGAUCAGCUGCUGGCCAAGCGCCAGGAAUAUGUGGAGAAAACUAAAAAUCUGCUCAUCAUAGCUGAUGGACCCAGCGACAAAGAGCGCAAAAAGGGCAGCGGACGUCCGCGUAAAGAUGACUACAUCUCUGGAACAGAUAGUGGCAACGAUGGUGCGGCACCACGCGAGGAACGCGCUCCCACUAAGAAGAAGAGCAAGGGCGAACGUAAAAAGGGCAGUGGGCAACGCAAACGCAAGACAGAGCGUUAUGAAAGCGACAGCGAGCCAGACGACAACGAGCCAGAGUCUGGCGGCAAGGAUACAAAGCGCAAGAAGAAACAAAAUCAAUCGAACGCUAAGAAGUCCAAGGAAAAGCUGUCUGCAAAGCAACGUCUUAAGAUUGUCUCCAAAGAGACAAUAUCCACCAGCGAGUCCGAGAGCGAUGGCAAACGUAGUCGCAGUCCUCGAAAGAGUGGCAGUCGCAGUCGUUCUGGCAGCCGAAAGAGUGGCAGUCGCAGUCGUUCUGGCAGUCGAAAGAGUGGCAGUCGUAGCCGAAGUCGCAGUCAUAGCGGCAGCCGGAGCGGUAGCGACAGAUGGGUAGCGCCCAUGGACGCAAGCGAAGUCGUAGUCGUAGUGGCAGCGGCAGCGAAAGCGAUGGUGUUGCACAGCAUAAGCGUUGUCAAGAAUCGCAUUGACUCUGGCGGGGAAUCGAAUAGAUCUCGUUCCCGUUCUGGCAGUAGAUCGAAAUCGCGCUCAAAGUCGCCAUCACGUUCACGCUCUCGCUCUCGCUCUGGAUCCGGCUCACGUUCUCCCUCACGAUCUCGAUCUGGCUCACCAGCGGGCAGAAAUUAAGAGCUAAUCAUAAUAUGCAACUCAAGUGGAAUGAUACAUUAAAUACAAAACAUGUGAAACUGUA
Messenger RNA from Drosophila busckii, 3606 nucleotides. It is a transcript of the gene Ctr9, whose product is annotated as RNA polymerase-associated protein CTR9 homolog. The transcript has 7 exons. Gene Ontology annotation, biological process: regulation of DNA-templated transcription. Gene Ontology annotation, molecular function: RNA polymerase II complex binding. Gene Ontology annotation, cellular component: Cdc73/Paf1 complex. Bases 102 to 3542 code for a protein of 1146 amino acids. The record is from RefSeq and is a predicted model, not a curated record. Lineage: Eukaryota; Metazoa; Arthropoda; Insecta; Diptera; Drosophilidae.